AUGGUGACGGCCUUCGGGUCCGGUGCGCAGCGCGUCAACAUGUCCGGGGUCGAUAUGGUGGGCCGCGCGACGAUGGCCGUGCUGCGCGACCCGGGGCGGUUUCGCGAUCGGCCCGCGUACUUUGCGGAUUUCACGGUUAGCUCGAAGGACUUGACGCACCAGACGCAGGAGGACAAGGUGGGCGAGGAUGAUGGUCGCGCGUGGACCGCGAAUCCCGCGCGUUGGAUGGAUGGCUGGAGUUGGCCCGGGGCCUCUGGGAUCGUUCGCGGACGGGGUCCAGGAUCGGUCAAAACGCGGGCGUAUCAGAUGCUGGGUACGUAUGGGUUCUUCGAGGAGCGGAAUUGGUCCAAAGCGGACUUCAGCGAUAGGGUUGAGGCGGGGUUUGGGAAGGAUAGGGAGUGGCUCUCUGCCCUGGCUCGUGUCUCGCGAGAGCUCAAUGAUCUCGUCAAUCCUUAUCUCUACCACACGGUCCGCUUGCAUAGCCCCGGGCACAUCGAUGCCCACGACAUACUCCUAAUGAAGCUGGACACGCUUGCCCACCCCGAAUUCAACAAAAUGGGGUUCAUCAAGCGAGUGAUCGUGUCAGGGACCUGGUAUUCGACGUAUGCCUCGAUCGAUUCCUGGCUAGCGCCGAAGAGAAUCCUCUCCCCAGCAGCCCGGUUGCUUAGCAGUCUCCUAUGCAGCUGCGUAGUCCGUAUGCCGAACCUGGAGGAAUUCGUUUGGGAUAUGCAGGUCUCCCUAACCCAGUACCUGGUCUCGAAUGUCGUCCUGCGGCCGAUGCUCCGGACUCUCCAGCUGCGCAUGGGCACCGACUGCACCCCCAAGCCCUUCUUCCGACCCCCGCUGAACAUGAAGCUCUCGAUGAGCCUGACGGUGCUUUCCCUCGUGCAGGUGGACGACGCGGAGGUGAUGAGAUCGGCGGGAGCGGCGGUGGCGAGCGCGACGAACCUGCGGGAGCUCACGAUCUGGGCGGAUAAUAAUUCCGGGAUCAGCGUCAGCACCCUAUUCGAGAGCUGGCCCACACAUCUGGCCUCGCAACUCCACCUGCUAGACCUGCGCGGCUUCGCUGCCCUAGGGGUCACGCCUGCCGACUUCUGGGCCAUGCUGCGACCAUCCAAACUCACCACCGUCACCCUGGACUUUCUCGACCCAAACUCGCUCGCCACCACCGUCCGAAACUUCUGGGACGCCGGGCUCGAGGCGGACUUCCGCCCUGUGCGACUCACCACCAAUAUCCUCGACAACUCGAUCGACGGAUUCCUGCGCGCCUUCAGUGGGCUGGAGGCUUUCCAUGGCAUCCCGAUCCGCGGCCAAACGUCCAGUCAGCUGGUGGCCUGUGACUCGCUCUUGGAGGUGCUGGAGACGCAGCAUGGUGCCACCUUGAAGGUGCUGGGUCUGAGCCUGCCGUGCCACGAGGACCGACCCUGCUCCUGCGCAAAGUUGCUGACCCUGAUUGCAUCGAGGUUUCCGCAAUUGGAAGAGCUUCGCAUCCGACAAGAUAAGGUCGACCUGGAAGCCAUCCAGUCCGCCCUCUCCCUCCCCAAACUGCAAGUCCUUUACAUCGACAUCAAAGACGACUUUUCGGCGCCCACUUCGGAAUUCCUGUCCGUCGCCGAAGGUCCCCUGCGCGAGGGCGCCGGGAAAGAGCUGCGAUAUCUUGCCUUCAGCGACGACACCACGUACGAAUACUUGAGGGAGGAGGGCAGUUUCUCGAACGCGCCAUCUCUCGUCGGGUAUAUCCGGGGUACUGUCUUGCUCCAUGAGAAGAUGUAUGACUGGGUCGGGACUGCAGUGUGAAAAGGGGAGGGGGAAAGGAAAACAAAAACAAAC
Aspergillus brunneoviolaceus CBS 621.78 is the source of this 1830-nucleotide messenger RNA. RefSeq lists its product as uncharacterized. The transcript has 5 exons. NCBI's taxonomy places the organism in Eukaryota, Fungi, Ascomycota, Eurotiomycetes, Eurotiales, Aspergillaceae. The record is from RefSeq and is a predicted model, not a curated record. The coding region runs from base 1 to 1797 and encodes 598 amino acids.